CUCCUGUCUCAUGUCACACGUCGCCCGCAGAGCCGCAGAUGCUGGCCCACUUGGUGAUGAUGGUGAUCCUGGUGAUGGCGGCGGUGGUGGGUCUCUCCUGCGCCGCCUGGCACUUCUUCCGCCACUCUAGGGCACAGAGCCGUCAAGGCUUCAUGUCGCCGCAGGAGGAGCCCCGCAUGAUGCAGGAGAACGAAUCGCUGGAGGCUGUGGUGCGGGACUUUGGGCGUGGCGAGGCGUCCCAGGAGCAUAUCGGUCAGCCCGUCGCCCUGGCGAGUUUCCUUGAGGGACUUGACCGUGAGACUGACGAGGUGUAUGACCUGAGCCAUGACCCUGUCCUUGACGACCCACGUGUCCUUCCUAACGUCCUCCCAGCUGAAGGUGUUUUUCUCGAUCCGGACAGUGUCUACGACGACCACCUCCACGACCUGACACUGCAAGACGACCUACACGACUUCUCCUGUGAUAAUUAUUCCAAAGACUUGCAAGAUUUCGACUUCCAUGGUGGUAGUGAAGACGACUUGGAUUUUCCACCCGAAGUUCAUCUCCCUGUGGAGACCUUCAAUCCUCUGACUUACCCUGACGCUGACCUCUUCGUGACCUACGACUUCCCUUGCAGAGACGGCCCACAGUCUGUCCCCAUGAUGCUGGUGGUGGAACCCCAGACACUCCCUCACCAUAUGAUGCCACACCUCACUUCCCUCCCUCCUCUCCAUCUCCCACAGACAGGCCAUUCCUCACGAUCUCUCUCCUUGCCGUGUCUCUCCGAUAGUCUCCCCCCGUCUCUGUCUCUCCCAAAUCUCCAGCAUCUUGACCUACGUAAUUAUCCUUCCCUUCAUCCCUCCUCUCCAAUCGCGUACUCAGACGAUGACGUUUUCCUGAGUCAAGAGGAGGAGGAGGAGGAGACUGAAGAGGAAGGACGAGAGGAAGAUGAGCAGGAGGGAUUACCUUACAUUAAUUGUUUGCCUAUCCCACCUCCGCCUCUGCCUCUCUCACGCCCUCCUUCAAGCUUAGACACGAAUUGGCGCCUUGGUGAUGGAGAAGGGCAGUUUUUCCCUUCCUUCUCCCAGUAACACUUCUCCUCUGAAAGCUUAACAGUGAUAUUUCAACCUCACACCACAUCCCAGUCCUCCUCCAACCCACUCAGCACCUCAGUAUCACCAGAAAUUUCAUCAGUCUCAGUAGCAUUUUACGCACUGCAACCUACCUGACUUCCCUAUGAAUGCAGCAAUAUCCUAGGACACACUACACUCCCGUGGAGCACCACACUAGCACGUACGACGCUCAGGCAACACUCAAGCCAACACUCGAGCUCAAUACUUUCCACCUCAACACCCAAACACACGCACAAGAAACAUUUACUCCAGACAGCUCAUAGAAAAAAGGAAGGAAAAGAAAGAACAAACAGCAAAAAAAAAAAAAAAAAAGAAUGCACGUACCUCUUUUUCUUCCACGGUCAACAUAAUUUACACGAACAAUAGAAGCUGUUCCCCUCUGGUUCUGUGUUUGUUAGUUGUCCGUGUCUUGCUUUUUGUUGCUUGAAGGCCAAUGUCUUUGUUACAAUUUUCAUUUUUUUUAAUUCAUAUACGUCUUUUCUAUUUUUUUUUUUUUUUUACUUUUUGUUACACUUUUCUCCUUAUUUGUCUUACUAAAUGGGAUAGUUGUCGAAGUAUGGCCAAUGAGAGAAGUCUAUAGUGAUCAGCUAUAUAGUUAUUUAAUAUUUUGUUUUCGGAGGGCAAGCUGCAUAUAUGAAAAUCCAUUUUGAAAACCAUCUUAAGUGUCAUAUGACGUUUAUCUAAGUGACCCGUAGCAUAAUUCUCUCUCUCUCUCUCUCUCUCUCUCUCUCUCUCUCUGCUUAACUCUAUCCGCGGUAAAUUGCUCCUUGUCUCUGAGCUUGAAUCCUCACACGAGUACAAUUCACUUAUUGCAAUGAAUUUAACACUGGGAACGGCAGAGGCCACCGAGGCAGCACUAAACCUCAAAGUGAUAUGUGUGUGUUGAACAAAUAGUGACGUGUUUUAUUAUUUUACAAUGACAUGUUGCAUAUAUUCCUGAUAGCGAGUGAUAGAAAGUAUUGUUAUUAAUACUAUUACAACUGUUACAAUAUUAUAGGCAUUUAUUUGAACGCACUAUUAUAUCUGUGGAACGAUGUGUGUGUAUUUGUGUGUGUGUGUGUGUGUGUGUGUGUGUGUGUGCAGCCAGAGAAGCACAUCAUUGUUACAGUUAUUGAGCGUGAAAUAUGUUAUCGUGUUUCAUUCACAUCAAUCUUCCUAACACUGUGUCACUCACUUGUGUCACUCGCCUGAGAGUCACGAGUCACAAAUGGAACACGUGAACUUGUUUUGUUUCGGAUACGUUCCUGCUCACUGCGUUAGAUGGCAUUUAUAAUCAUAUCUCCCUUCGAAUUAUCCUUACUAUGGAUUUGCCGAUGUACUAGUAUACCCUUAUGCAUAUCCGGGUAGCCUUAGCUAAGCGGAGCACCUGCGCAUGUAUGUCAUCAGUCGUGUGUGCGUGUCUUGUGCGUAUUCUUCAGUCGCACACUCGGCGGAUCCACGUCUGUGUACUGAGCGUGUCUAAAUAAAAAUGUUCGCAAGCUAAA
Scylla paramamosain (green mud crab) is the source of this 2596-nucleotide messenger RNA. RefSeq lists its product as uncharacterized. The transcript has 3 exons. The record is from RefSeq and is a predicted model, not a curated record. NCBI's taxonomy places the organism in Eukaryota, Metazoa, Arthropoda, Malacostraca, Decapoda, Portunidae. Bases 39 to 1070 code for a protein of 343 amino acids.